This is a messenger RNA of Manihot esculenta (cassava), 3791 nucleotides long. RefSeq names its product transcription elongation factor SPT6 homolog. The record is from RefSeq and is a predicted model, not a curated record. NCBI's taxonomy places the organism in Eukaryota, Viridiplantae, Streptophyta, Magnoliopsida, Malpighiales, Euphorbiaceae. The coding region runs from base 1580 to 2665 and encodes 361 amino acids. Gene Ontology annotation, biological process: nucleosome organization; transcription elongation by RNA polymerase II; positive regulation of transcription elongation by RNA polymerase II. Gene Ontology annotation, molecular function: nucleosome binding; histone binding; nucleic acid binding. Gene Ontology annotation, cellular component: transcription elongation factor complex. The transcript is spliced from 7 exons.
ACUUAGUGCGCUUUCUUUGCAGAGUAUCACACAGUCCUUCAUACUUUCUGACAGGCGAUGGUCCCCUUGUUUCCAUUUUCAUCUCAGUGCUCUCUCGUAGAGCAAACGAAAAGGGAAAACAAAGAGUUUUUUUAGCAACCCUCAAUGACGGACACCAAGAGAAAGCUCAUGUUAGUUGAUGAAGAUGAUGAGCAAGAUAAUGGAGUUGAAGUAAUCAACAGAAAGGGAGAGAAUGUUAUUCUAGAGGAUGAAGACGAAGAAGAUGAUGGUUUAGAAACAUACAUAUACGCUUUUUUUUUUCUUUUUUUUAUAUACGUGCUUAUGCUUCUACGUUCUUUAUAAGCGUUUCAUUUUAGGGUUUAAGAAUUAAUUUACAGAGAAAUAUUUUUGUGGGUUUACGAGUGCAGAAACCAUACUUUUUCUGUAUGGCCCAUACAGUAUGAGUAUCAUGUAUGGUGUUAUGGAUAUUGCUUGCUGGGUUAUGGCUAUUAGGGUUCUACAUCUGGGUUUUCUGCUAGCUUAGAGUUUCGAUGACUCUGUCCAUUCGGAUGGAUUUUCCGUUUUGGUGUUUAGUUUUUUGAGAUUUGAACCCUUGGGGUUGAGUACUCCCCAAGCUUCGCAUGGAUGAUAUUAUCUUUAAAGAAAAGAUAUUUCUGUUCGGCGAAAUGGGUCUCAAAGCUUCAGUUUAUCGUGUUUCUCGAUAUUUUGGGGGCUCUCUCAUUCUUCUGUAGCAUAAUAACCUGCGAGAAGAUGCCGAGAAUUUAAAGUAUUCUCUUUUGUAACGAGUCUCUCUGCCUAGUUCUUUGAAGUGUUUCCUUCUUCUCUUACUUUAACUUUCUGCCUUCUGCAAAUAUACUUCUCUUUUUCAUUAGGUGGUUUUCCUUCUGCUUGAACUUUUUUCACGUGGGCAUUUUCCAUUUACUCUCAGUAGUCUUUGUUUCUCAUUCUUGGCAAACGCUGCUCUUACUUCUGCUUUGUUUUGAAGAUGGCAUUGGUAGGUAUUUUAUUCUAGCUAAUUAUUCUUUUAAAAGGUGGCAAUUGCAUAUCCUGCAUUUUUGUGCUUCCUUUUUUAGGUGCACUGUGUCUGUGUGCUGGCUUUUUUCCUGAUUUGUGUUAGUUUUCUCUUUUGUUUUUUUUAAUUAAUGGGAUCCUGCAUAACCAUUAUCUUCUGCUUACAAUUUUUUAGCACAAUAUUAAUCGACUCUGUAUUUUUUCUGGUGAAAAGUGCUACAGCCUGCAACUUAAAACGACAUGCUAAACGUUAGUGUCUUCUUGUAGCUUAUUUUCAUUAAAUCUGUUGCUGAAGUAUGGACGAGUUUUUCCUUUUUUUUUUUUGCUGUUUUCUAUUUGUGAUUUUUUUGUAUGGAUGUUCUAUUGUUGAUAAUUUCAAUUGUUCAUGUGGAAGUCUUUUAAAUUAACUAUUGGUACUGGCUCAUCUUGGAUGAACAGAGGAUGGUUUGGAUGAGUUUGAGAAUGACAGGUUUAUAGUUGACGAUGAUGAGGAGGAAGAGGAAGGCGACCAAGAUGGGAAAGACAGACAAAAAAGCAAGAAAAAUAAGAAAAGAAAGUAUUAAAGGAUAUGAUCCUUGAUGAUGAAGGUUUCGAGUUGCUCCGAGAAAACAGAAUCUCAGGCUUAGGACACACUGAUAAUGUCGUGAGUUCUUUUUCCUCUUUCCGUAGCUUUGUACAAUAUUUGUUCUUUCUUUGGACGAGGACAUCUGAAGGAAGAAUUAUUAAGGUUAUUGUUCGCAGAGUUCUACCACAACAAGCAUUUUGUGCUCUUGACUUUGGAUUGACUGGGUUGAUAAUGAAGGAUGAUUAUUUGGAUGGGAAUGAUGAUUUUUCUUUGACAGAGAAAUUACAUGAAGGUGAUCUUGUUACUUGCAAGAUUAAACCACUUGAAAAGAGUAGAUACCAAGUGCUUCUUACUUGUAAAGAAAGUGAGUUGAAGAGUUGUAGAUAUCAAACUUUACAUGAUAUUGAUCCUUAUUAUUGUGAAGGCAAGAACAGAUUUUUAAGAAAGCAAGAUGAAGCCUGCAAGAAUGAACUUGCAAAGAAACAUUUCAAGCAGAAGACUGUUAAUCAUCCGCGCUUUAAAAAUAUCACUGCCGAUGAGGCAAUGGAGUCCCUUUCUGACAUGGAGAUUGGAGAAAAUAUUUUUCAUCCAAGUCCAAGAGGCGUCUAUUAUUUGGUACUAUCUCUGAAAGUCUAUAAUGGAGUUUAUGUUCACAAGGACAUCAUUGAAGGUCAAAAGGACCAUAGAGAUAUUGCAAGCUUGCUCCACAUUGGGAAAAAAUUGAAGAUAGGAGCGGAUUUGGAUGAGGUCAGUGCUUUGAUCUCUGCUAUCUUGAAAGUGGUCAAAUUAGACUUGCUGCUGAAUUUCCUUGCAAAAUAUAAUUCAAAACUAUUCAGUUUCAACUUCCAAGACUGGAAAACAAUUGGGUUUGUUAUCGAUCAGUAUGUUAAUCCAUUAGUAACCCACGUCAAGGCAAUCAUAAACUUCAAAAAAUUUAAGAGGGGUUCAAAGGCAGAGGUUGAUGAGCUCUUAAGAGCAGAGAAAUCUGAACAUCCAAUGAAGAUAGUUUACUGUUUUGGUAUUUCUUAUGAGCAUCCUGGCACUUUCAAGUUUCAUCUUGUCCUACAUAAGGACAAACCUCCGUCAUGAAUAUAUUGGUGUGCAGCCUGAGGGAUUCAAAUUUAGGAGGCAGAUAUUUGGGAAGAUUGAACAGGUUGUGGCAUAUUUUCAAAGACACAUUGAUGAUUCACCACGUGGCCCAAUGCUGAUAGGAAAUCCCUCAUCUGGUUAUUCCAGUGGAGCAUCCAUGGGCAGUGGUAAUGAUGGUUGGCAAGGCCAGUUUAAUUCAAACAGAGAUGAACCUUCAACCACUGGCUACAAAGGCAGAAAAUCUUAUAGUGGAGAUGGAUAUAAAAAAAAUGGGCAUCCAAGUGGAUUGCCUCUGCCAAAUGGCCGCCGGCCCUGGACUGGGACGAGGACAAGGACAAGGACGAGGACAUGGCUCUAGUGGCAAUGAGCCAUCUGAAAGUAGCAACAGAAAUGCAGGUAGCAGGAAUGGAAAUGGGCGUGGGGGCAGAAGCUGGCAGGGGCGGGAGCAUGUCUCAAGUAGUGGAAGGGGUGAUGACAGCUGGAAUGGAAGUGAUUUUGCAUAUAAUAGCAACCACUGGGGCACAAAUCCUAAAGAUAAAUGUGCGGAUGGUGAUGGGAAGAGCAUGUUUUGUGAUGGUAAUGGUAGUGGUGGAAGUUGGGACGCCAAUCGUUCGGGUGGAAACUAUUGGAAUGCCUCUGGUAAAGUUGGGAAUGCUGGAGGAGGCAAAUGGGCAAGAAUGGUUCUGAUUCACAGGGUAUUCUUGGAAGUGGUCCUGCAAGCGGCAAUGACUAGGUGGUUGGUAGCUGUAACUUUGGUGGGAAUAGUGGAUGGGGAAAGGACAGUACUGGUGGUAGCGGAGGUGGUUUUGAUAAUGAUACAGAGACUGUUACUACUGGAUGGAGUACUGAAUCUGGGAAGAGCUCCCUUUUGGGUGGUGGUGGUGGGAGCGGAUGGUCCUGAAAUACCAGCAGUGAUCUGUGCAAUGCUCCCCACUUAAAUGUCUAUUCCAAGUUGUAUAGGGCACUGAGAACAACCGAAUCUCUCUCUCGUUCUUUUCUUCCCCCCCACAAAACACUUUUUGUUUUUUAUUUUGGGCAACACAUAGUAAACAAGUAACAACAGAAGAAACAGCCUGAGAUUUGUCUAUGAUUUGAUCUUUGAUAGAAAAUGAUUCAUAUUUGUUGA